Messenger RNA from Komagataella phaffii GS115, 246 nucleotides. RefSeq lists its product as uncharacterized. NCBI's taxonomy places the organism in Eukaryota, Fungi, Ascomycota, Pichiomycetes, Pichiales, Pichiaceae. Bases 1 to 246 code for a protein of 81 amino acids. The transcript is spliced from 2 exons. Gene Ontology annotation, cellular component: membrane. The record is from RefSeq and is a predicted model, not a curated record.
AUGCAUUCAAGAGACUGGUUUUUAGCAGUCAUUGGGUUUUUCCUGCCCCCUUUAGCUGUUUUUAUUAAGAGAGGUUUUCUUUCGGGAGAUUUUUGGAUAAAUGUAGCACUCUGUAUUCUGGGAUAUCUUCCAGGUCUACUUCAUUCAUGGUACAUCAUCUCGUGCUACCCAUACGAAAGCAAAUCUUCUUACAGAGGGGUGACUAUUCCUGGACGAGAGAGCCAAUCAUACGGAGCUAUUCAGUAG